AAAAAAAAGAGGCCCAAACAGGUGAUCUUUUUGGCCAAUGGGCACAGCGCGCGGUGAACCUUUGACCUUAACAUGGCAGCUUGUUGUUGAUAUCGAGCUCGAACACUUAACAAACUAAAAUACACCAAAAUGGAUCGUUUUUUGCUCCCUUAACGUCCACGUUCUGGGCCACAACCUGAAGGGAAACAAGACUGUGAAAGUGCAGACACGUCGCUCGUCCUCACAGAGUCCCAGGAACAAGAAAAUCGGGGGGGAUGAAGACGAAGGAGAAUCGCCGGCGGAGGUUUCCAUUGAGGAUGCUAACGUUACGGCUUGUGCUACAGGUGACAUUAGCAGCCAUCCUCAAUCAAGACGGCCCAAGACGGCCAGUCCUUCAAAAAUACCGCACGCGGCAAUUUGGGAAUCAGCAGAGAAGUUUUAACAAAAGUUUGAUGGAUCAGUAUUCAUAAUACAGCGUGGCCAAAGAUGCAACAUUUUGUGUAGCGUGUAGGCAUUUUCUGAAAUGAGGGCACGGAUUUAAUUUAGAGCCAAACAUUUACCAGCAACGGAUUGAACAACUGGCGGAAAGCAUCAGCCUCAGUGGAGACACCAAGACCAGUAAUCUGGCACUUUUGGCUAUGAACACGGAGAGAAGGAGGACCCUUGACUGCGACAACACCAUUGAAGCCAUUCGCAGUCAAUCACAGCAACAGACGUAUUGUUUUCUUGUGAAAGCGUCUAUCGGUACAUGAAACUUGUGUUGCCAGCUGGCUGGCUGGCUCCCCACACCGCGCAUGAGGUGGGCCGGUCUGUCAGUAACUCCCGGGCCACUUUCCCCCCCCAGUCCCCUGAUCCACACAUACCCAACCGGACAGACUUCAGUCAUCUUCAACAAACCAAGUGUGUUGCCAUCCACAAAAUCCAUCUUCUCCUUCACUCCCUCCCCCACCGACUGUGUUGAAGCUCACCGGGUGUGCUCUGCUGACCCCCAGUGUGAGGCGCUGUACCGAGGCCUGGAGCUGUGUGCAGCUGAUGCGGAGAUGUCCCCGCUUGGGGAUCAGGCGGCUGCUGAGUGCCUGGAGGGACAGGACGCUUUGCUGACCAAACACCCCUCUCUGUCAUCCUGCAAGUGUCAGCGCGGCUUCCGCAAAGAGGAGCAGUGUCUGCGCAUAUACUGGAGGGUUCGCCUGCUGCCAGCCUCCACUUUCAUGCAGCUGGAUGGUGAGAACCAGUGCCUGAAGGCAGCGCAGGACUGCGGCCUCUACGAGAAGUGUGGCUCUCUGCGAUCGGAGUACGUGCUGGCCUGCACCAAACGGAUGCCCGGGACCAGCCGAUGCAACCAGCACAAGUGCCACCGGGCCCUGCGGCGCUUUCUGGAGCGAGUGCCUGAGGAGUACAGCCUGGGUGUCCUGUUCUGCCCCUGCACCAACACACUGUGUGGUGAGAGGAGGAGGAAAACCAUUGUACCCUCCUGCUCCUACCAGGACAUGGAGGGUCUGCAGCCUAACUGCCUCCAUCAGCAGAGCUUCUGCCGCCGAGAUGACCUCUGCAGGUCCAGACUGGCUGAUUUUCUUAAUAACUGCCAGCCAUCUCCUCUGACGGCCAGCGGCUGUCUGAAAGACUCAGCAGGCCUGUGCCUCCGAGCCUACGCUGGACUCAUCGGUACCAUCAUGACCCCCAACUACAUCAGUAACAGCUCUGCAGAUGUGUCACUGUGGUGCAACUGUGAAGGCAGUGGAAACCAGUGGCAGGAUUGCCUGAGACUGCAGCACAUGUUCACCCACAACACCUGCCUGCGUAACUCUAUCACUUGGAUGGGGAGUCCCGGCUCCCUGCCUGCGGACACCACCAAGCCGCCUGCUCCCAGACCCUCCCCGAUCGUUCAGGAGGACGAGCUGCUGAGCAACAACCACCUGCCCGAACACAACAACAUUGUGGUGGAGAGUGAGGAAGAGGAGGAGCUGACACAGACAGAGAUGGAGGAGGAAGAUGAAGGUGGCCAGUCUGAUGUCAUCCUGCUUUACUCAGAGAGGGCCACCGUCUCCAACCUGGGCCCCCCCGGCACAGGUGGGGCCGCAUCGCUCACUGCUGGCCCUCCAAAAGCAAUCCUACUGCUCCUUCUGUUUCUGUCUGCCUCCCUCAUCUGGGGGUAGAACACAAAACGUACAGAAUACACACAUGCACAUGCACACACACGCACACAUAUGCACACACAUGCACAUACACACAAUCAUAUUUAAUGGACCUACAAUCCUGGACUAAUGGGUGUGAAAUUGUUGAAAGCAUAGUGAAGUUGUAAAAACUGUUCAGGUCAGCCUCCUAAAUUUUAAUAAUCAGUAAUACACAUACAUUUUUUAAAAUGCUAUGCUAUUUCUGAGUUAGUGAAUAGAAUGAACAUACUGGUGCCAAAAUGGGUUCAAAGUCACCGCUGCUGGUAGUUCAACACAAAUAAGAUACAAUACACACAGUUAUGUUUGCUUAACUUGUCAGCAAUAUGCUACAGUUGGGCCUUUGUGCUAUAUGGCUUCAAACAAAGAGAAGGCCUGUAGGAGAAAUCAGAAGCCUAACUACUAGGGCCUUGCCAACAUGAGGAGUUCAAGAACAAAAGAACUGAACUGAGGCUCAAAAGGUGUGAAAAACUGUAACUCAAGGUAUGACCAGCCCCCAAAACUUUCACCCGGUCCCAUUGGCUGUGAGCCUGGAAGCUCCGGCAGGAUCACAAUGACGUCACUCCCAGGUCAAAGGUCAGGAGACCCCACUGCACAUUGCAUUUCCAGGUAGCUCAGUUGUGGAGAGACUCCAGUUUCAUGCAGCCGCUGCAUGGCCUUGUCUUGGAAUCGAGGGCAUUUUUACUCGGUCUUGUCUCGGUCUCAGACUGGGUGGACUCGGGUUAUUUGAACGAGACCGCUCAAGACCACUGCUGAUAGGCUAAGAGUGGAAAAUGACCCUCUCAAAAACAGCUGCUAAUAACCUAAUAAUAAGCUAAUAAUCACUGGUAGUGUAAAGAUUUCCCCCAGCUGCAGCUGCUACCUGCCCGGUGUCACUGUGAGAGUGACUGACACGCCUCCCUGUACACUGAGUAUGGAGACGACAGCAGUAGGUGAUUUGAGGUGGGGUGCCGUCCCCUUUGUUAGCAAAAUUACCAAUAAGCAUCCCCCUUGUUAACCUGACAUCAGUCUCCAUCUGCUAGUAGGGAGGGCUGUCAGUUUAACACGUUAAUUAGGUUAAUUAAUUACACUGCAAAUUAACACGUUAUAAAAAUUAACGCAAUUAAUUCUGAGAUUCUGAGUGGGAAUUCAAUGCACAAGCAUUUUAAAUUUGGCCCACUGAAUGACCCGUAGGCUACUUGGCAGUGGCUCGUCACGGUAGCACUAGCACCGAGGAACUUGUCCAGACGUGUUCGUCACUUCCCACCUGCAUCGCUAGUCAAAGCAGGGUGACAACAGACAUGAGCCGUUUUUAGACAGAGCACCAAGCUGCUAAUUUACCCGUCCUUUUGGCGGCUCGGUCCGUGGUUUUAGACAGAGGCCAGCAAAUUGGGGGUCUGUUUUGGUCCGCCGAUUGUCCGCCGAUUUUCCGAAAUGUGCCGGCCUCUGAGUGAGGUGGGCGGAGGUGUCAAUGACCUGCACUGUAUAAAUCAAACACCCUGUACAGACUCCGGAUUGUAUAAAAACGAAAAAUUACCAGAUCAACAAAGUUGGGCAGGCGAAAGGCUUCUGAAAGGAUCCUGCUUGAAGUGUAUUGUGAGUGACAUGAGAAAACUCUGUCUGAAUAAGUCCACUGCUACAAUUUAAAGGUGCAUUUACUCAUUAUUGUGUGUCGUGCUCUCACUGGGCCAUAUAUAACUGUGGGCCACAAUAAUCCGAAAUAAGUUCAACCCUUUCCAUGGUCGGUUUAGGCAUUUAUUUGCUAACUUUCAAAGCACCGACUAUAUUAGCCUUGUUGUCACAAGCAAGAUAACAGACCAACAUCAAUGAAAUGGGCCAUAUUUCUUCCCCAAUUUAUGUGAUAUACACACACACAAGGCUUUGUCAAGUCAAACUGGAGUUGUGUGUGCUUGUAUAGAAAGAACAGGCAGUGUAUGGGUAAAAUAUAAAUCAGGCAAAAUUAAUGGUUUAAAACACAAUGUUUCAAAAGAAAGGUCUUGGUCUUGUCUCAGUCUCGACCUCCAAAAUUCUUGGCCAAGUCUCAGUCUCGGUACUCUCUGGUCUCGGUAAUGUCUUGGUCUCGGUUGGUGUGGUCUUCACUACAACACUAGUAUAUGGCGUGUUUUUCUUAGUUGUGCUUGCUCUUGUUGUGAAAGGACCACCGAGUCCUAGUUACGGUUUACUGUACUGUAUGCUAGCUGUAUUAUUACGCUUGCUAGGAGCUCAUUCAGGCUAAUCCACUUAGCAGAUAGCUUGUGUAUUUUUUUCGCCGGGUGUGAUCACAAUACGUUGUAUUCCAGCUCACCCAGCGGACGACCAGUGAACGUCGAUUUGCUUGCCAGCCACUGUUGAGGGAGAGACAAUCGCUGUGUACUACAUGGUUGUUGUGUUGUUUCUUUGUUGUCUGCUAAGUGCCCGCUUAGUUUCUCUCCUUUUACUAACUCACUCACACACACCGAGAUACACAUGAUCUCAUGAGCGAUCUGUUGGAAACAUUUAGUCGAUAACCCCGCUGUAACAUAAGACACGUGUGUCUAGUAUAUUCCCUUUAUUGACUGCAGAGGCGGACUACUCGCGGUAGCAUGGCCACCUUUUUGGAACUGUGGGUAUUAUCCCGCUAAAUUCACCUCGCACGAGACCAAAGACAAUGUAACUCCUGUCUUUGUCACCUUUAUCACCUGUGGUCGAUAUAGUCACUGCUGUCAUUUUUGAAUUCCAGGUAUAUGAUUCAGUUGAAUCUGAAUCAUCACCUUGGGAUUCGUUUCCAGUAGUCUCUCCAACGAGAGUUCUUAAGUCACGCGUACUAAUUUGUAGUCCAGCAAACGUGAUUUCUGAAGCCAUGUUUAACCAUCUUUGUAGUCUCUAUAAGGGACUUCCUGCCUUACACACAUACACACCUCUACCCAUUUAUAUGUUUGUCUUGCUUAUGUUUUUGAUGUUGCUAGUUGUUGAAAGCAACUGUUGUUUAUUGAAGUAGGAGGUUUGUGGGCUUUAAUAAAUACUGUUAA
Acanthopagrus latus (yellowfin seabream) is the source of this 5134-nucleotide messenger RNA. RefSeq names its product GDNF family receptor alpha-1-like. Gene Ontology annotation, biological process: nervous system development. The coding region runs from base 774 to 2132 and encodes 452 amino acids. Lineage: Eukaryota; Metazoa; Chordata; Actinopteri; Spariformes; Sparidae. The transcript is spliced from 8 exons. The record is from RefSeq and is a predicted model, not a curated record. Gene Ontology annotation, cellular component: external side of plasma membrane; signaling receptor complex. Gene Ontology annotation, molecular function: signaling receptor activity.